Messenger RNA from Mycena indigotica, 318 nucleotides. RefSeq lists its product as uncharacterized. The record is from RefSeq and is a predicted model, not a curated record. NCBI's taxonomy places the organism in Eukaryota, Fungi, Basidiomycota, Agaricomycetes, Agaricales, Mycenaceae. The transcript has 2 exons. The coding region runs from base 19 to 318 and encodes 99 amino acids.
UUUUGUUUCCUCACUACCAUGAUUCACGUCCUCGCGUUCGCCGCCGCCUUCCUGUCCAUCGUCAAUGCCACGCCCGCGCCGUCCCUCGCCCGACUCGUGUCGCGCGCUGGCCUCUGCACAGAGGAAGAGAGCGCGAUCGACGGCUACUACUUCGGGAUGGCGAUCGCCUCGCUGAUGGCCUUCCUCGUGUUCUUCCUUGGCGGCUUUCUGUGCUUCCGUCAGCGCCGCCUGCGCACCGCCCUCGCCACCGUCACCGUGCUCCAGCAGGAGGUCUCACAGUUCCGCGGCGCCCCGGUCGCGACCAAACAGCCCGCGUAA